AUGUGGUACUUUCGCCUUAGCAACCUCAUUACUCUCAUCGCCAUCCUUUUGCUUGGUCUGAUAGCAACAUCAGGUGCAGCGGUUGCACCUCGAGCAACUACCGACGGUCUUUGUGCCAAAUAUGUUGUCCAAACUGGCGAAAGUUGUGCCAUGAUUGCUAAAGCAAACUCUAUCACUGUGGCUGAUAUCGAAACGUACAAUGCUCAAACGUGGGGAUGGCCUGGGUGCCAAAAUAUAUUGCAGGGUGCUUCUAUUUGCAUUAGUUCUGGAGAUCCCUUGAUGCCAAUUACGCUCCCAGAUGCUAUUUGUGGCCCCCAGGUGCCUGGAACAAAACGCCCCAACAACUGGUCAGACCUAGGGUCUUUGAAUCCGUGUGCGGAUAAUGAAUGUUGUUCUUCAUGGGGAUUUUGUGGAAGUACUCCAGAAUUUUGCACUUCUAAAGCUGCUACCACCACUUCGAGAAAGACUACCAAGGCUGCCCCUAAAGCUACGUCAACCACCACAACCAGCAAGAAGGACACCACCACAACCAGCAAGAAGGCUACCACCACAACCACCAAGAAGGCUACCACAACCACCAAGAAGGCUACCACAACCACCAAGAAGGACACUACCACUAAUAAACCCACGUCGGCGACCAAAUCAUCCCAGAAAAAAACAAGCACUACUACCAGCAAAGCGCCAGUUGUUAGUACAUGGACAAUCAAAAUGUACAGCGAAAUGGACUGCCACGGCGACCACUACAUACUCGAAGGACAUAAUAUGGACAUGGUAGACUACAAGUGUCUGAACCUGCACGGAAACCUAAGCACCAAAAACUCAAUAACGGAUGUUUCCUGCAACUGGUAUACCCUCGGCGGGACCUUCAAAUCUAGCUGCAUUGCCGGCACCCUCACAGAACCUCAAUCCUGGAUAGUUGAUGGUGGUAUCUGCACUAUAUGGGAAAAUAGAGAUUGUAAGGAUGUGUAUCGUCAUAGCGGUUAUCUGAGCAGGGAAUGUCGGAAUCGGAGGGAAUCGAAUAUCACCGAUUGGACUUCUAUGAAGUGUUAUAUUCCUACAGGGUUCAAUUACAAUCCAGAUCCCCCUAAGCAAGUUGGGCUUUAG
This is a messenger RNA of Penicillium vulpinum, 1104 nucleotides long. RefSeq lists its product as uncharacterized. Gene Ontology annotation, molecular function: chitin binding. The record is from RefSeq and is a predicted model, not a curated record. The transcript has 2 exons. Lineage: Eukaryota; Fungi; Ascomycota; Eurotiomycetes; Eurotiales; Aspergillaceae. Bases 1 to 1104 code for a protein of 367 amino acids.